ACUAACAAGAGUACUGCAGUGGAGUCAGCGUUCUUUUUCUAAGCUCUGCUAUUGUUUAUUCUUAAUAGAGAAAUGAGAUAUCGGAGGUUUUGCUGAACUUAUUCUGAAAAAGGUUCCAAUACCAGCAAAAUGUUUCUGCCUGCGAUCAAGAAACCCAUUUGCUACAGCCUCAAACAACAGGGUCGUGCUUACCGGAAAAGCUGGUAACCAGAAGAGAAGAUACAAAAGUUAAGAUCACUAUGUGGCACUGUGAAGCUUUCAAUAGUACCAAGAACAGCGAGAACCAGCAUCUCUGCCAUGACUUCCAUCUGGUUCUUUUCAUCUUUUCCCUACUCUACCUCAUCAUCUGUUUUCCAGUUGGCUUUUGUUACAAUGCCCUGCUGGUCCUAGUUAAUCUCUGUAACAAAGCAACUAUGACAAUGCCGGAUGUUUACUUUGUCAAUAUUGCAAUUGCUGGCCUCAUCAUCAGUGCGAUGGCACCAAUGUACCUUCUAGGACCUGCCAAUACAAAAUGGGCCAUCUGGAAUAUUAACAAUGAAGUUUAUAUUACAUUACUCAUUUUAUUCAAUGUUUCAUCUUUAGUUAUCAUGUACUCUACUACAUUGCUCAGCCUGGACUACUACAUUGAACGUGCUUUACCAAGAACUUAUAUGUCAAGCGUGUACAACACAAAACAUGUCUGUGGGUUCAUCUGGGGAGGAGCUAUGCUUACAAGUUUUUCAUCUCUCUUAUUCUACGUCUGCAAUCAUGUCUCCACUAAAAUAAUUGAAUGUUCCAAGAUGCAAAACAAAGAAGCAGCAGAUGCCAUUAUGGUUUUUAUUGGGUAUGUCGUACCAGCUCUUGCUGUACUGUAUGCAUUUGUGUUAAUUUUGCGAAUACGUCAUGAGGCUACACCACUGGACCAAGACACUGGAAGAUUAGAUCCUUCAAUGCACAGGCUUUUGAUUGCUACAGUCUGUACACAGUUUACAUUAUGGACACCCUACUAUGUAACUCUUUUGGUAAACACAUUUAUUAAUGUGCAAGGAAAACUUACAGAUGAGAAUUACAUCCGAAUAUUACGUUUUAUGAAGGGUUUAUCAAAAUUGUUGGCUUUCUCAAGUAGUUUUGUAAUGCCUCUACUCUACCGAUAUAUUAACAAAAACUUUCCCCACAAAUUACGACGGCUGCUUAAAAGAAUACACUGUGGAAAUCAAGGAUGUUCUCAUGAACGCACAGUAGUACAGCAAGUUAUGACGUAGGUGUGAAAGAAUCUCAUGGUCCUCAAUUACUGCAGUACUUUGUAUACUGUACUCAGUAUGUGACAAUGUUUUGUUGAUUCUUAAAGAUCGUUUAUAUGGGAGCACCUAGCAAGGAGGCUUGAAAAGAGCUUCCACAGUUUAAAAAAAAAUCUCUUAAGCGUCUGUCUAUACGUUAUAAUACCUGUGUUUUCCAGUAUUUUCAAUGCACUGAGUCAGUUAAAAAGCAUAAGCUUUGUCUUCACAGUUCUAAUAAUCCUGUCUGAAGAAAUCACUAAGGGGUUAAAUGAAGCCUUGAUUGAAUACACAGCACUUUGUUAUCUUAUACAGGAAAAAGAAGUAUUUUACUCUCCAUAUAAAGGAACACAAUUGUUUUAAUUUUAAAAGUAGAGCUAUUCUUGGUGGUGGUGAAGACAGCAUCUUUUCAAUGAAGAUGAUCUCUGUUAAAGAUCAGACUGUUCAACUAUAUAAGUUUUAAUAGUGAAGUGUUAAUUAUAAGUUACUUUAGUAUUUAAUUAAUUUGCUUCCUCUCCCUUCCCCAAAGAAGGGAAGAGGAACCUAAAAUGCAAUUCUCAGAAAGGAUAUUCUCAUGCAGACUUAGCUACAUUUUAAUAUCUUUGACAAAUCAAAUUUUCCUAGAUGUAACAAUUAACAGACAUGCAUUUAAGUCUUCAUUGCUCUCUGUGUAUCAUAAAAACAUUUCAAUGAUUCAGAAAUAUUUAUUAACUAUUUUAAGGGAAUGAAGAGACAUUUGCUCUGCAUAUUAAAACGAAGGAUACAAUGGUUCAUGAAGUUAGAGUGAAAGUAAAAUGUACAUGGUUGAAGAAUGUUUGGCUAAGUGUUAUGGUCCACAAAAGUUCAUGUAAAUAGAGUGAAUUAUUUUA
Messenger RNA from Emys orbicularis (European pond turtle), 2122 nucleotides. It is a transcript of the gene GPR146, whose product is annotated as G protein-coupled receptor 146. NCBI's taxonomy places the organism in Eukaryota, Metazoa, Chordata, Testudines, Emydidae. Gene Ontology annotation, biological process: G protein-coupled receptor signaling pathway. The record is from RefSeq and is a predicted model, not a curated record. Gene Ontology annotation, cellular component: membrane. The coding region runs from base 240 to 1241 and encodes 333 amino acids. Gene Ontology annotation, molecular function: G protein-coupled receptor activity. The transcript has 2 exons.